Molecule: messenger RNA, 1134 nt
Organism: Aspergillus bombycis
Lineage: Eukaryota; Fungi; Ascomycota; Eurotiomycetes; Eurotiales; Aspergillaceae
Product: fatty acid alpha-hydroxylase
Exons: 3
Coding region: 1-1134 (377 amino acids)
Biological process (GO): lipid biosynthetic process; fatty acid metabolic process
Cellular component (GO): endoplasmic reticulum; membrane
Molecular function (GO): heme binding; iron ion binding; fatty acid 2-hydroxylase activity
Source: RefSeq, a predicted model, not a curated record
AUGCCUGGAAGGACUCUGCCAACGUUUACCUCCACCGAGGUCAAGUCUCACAAUAAUGCCAAAUCUUGCUAUGUGACUCUAGGAUCCAGAGUGUACGACAUUACCUCUUUUGUCGAUGAUCAUCCUGGUGGCGGUGAUUUGAUCCUCGAGUAUGCUGGGAAAGAUGUCGAAGAAAUUCUGCGCGAUGCUGUCUCUCACGAACACUCGGAAGCAGCCUACGACAUUCUAGAGGACAGUCUGAUUGGUUUCAUUGCCUCUGAUUCGACUGGCAAAGGUGAAAGCAUAGAUGGCGCUAAGACAAAUGGCGUAGGAGGAACAUCGGGCCCAGUAUAUGCCGCAACUGGAAUGUCCCGCGAAGAAGAUCUAUCUAUUGAGACAGACUACUCCAAGGAUUAUAAGAUGCACAAAUUCUUAGAUCUCAACAAGCCUCUCCUUAUGCAGCUCUGGAACGGUGGCUUCAGCAAAGAGUUCUACUUACAACAGAUCCACCGUCCGCGCCAUUACAAAGGAGGAGAAUCGGCUCCUCUCUUUGGAAACUUCCUGGAGCCACUGAGCAAGACUGCGUGGUACGUGGUUCCCAUGAUAUGGCUGCCACCUGUUACCUACGGUACCGUGCUCGGGUUUGCUGGGCUGGGGAAUGCGUCUACUGCAGCUGCCUAUUGGACUAGUGGCCUUUUCCUGUGGACUUUGAUCGAAUACCUUCUGCAUAGAUUCCUGUUCCAUCUUGACCGAUAUCUUCCUGAUAACCGGGUUGGCUUGACCCUCCAUUUCCUGUUACACGGCAUUCAUCACUAUCUACCUAUGGACAAAUACCGACUUGUGAUGCCACCAACGCUGUUUGUUGUCCUCGCUACACCGUUUUGGAAGCUGGCGCAUACUGUCUUCUUCUAUGAUUGGUACGCCGCCUUAACAGUAUUUUGUGGCGGUGUAUUCGGUUAUAUAUGUUAUGACUUGACCCAUUAUUUCCUCCAUCAUCGCAAUCUUCCACUCUACUAUAAGGGGCUCAAGAAGUACCACCUUCAACAUCAUUUUGCCGACUUCGACAAUGGUUUCGGUGUCACCAGCCGGUUUUGGGACCGUAUUUUCGGUACUGAGCUUGAAACACCGGCACCUAAGGAUGUGAAGACACAGUGA